AUGGCCGUCGUCUACCGUCGCAGACGCUAUCACUGGCCCGAACUGCAACUCAACGUCUGGAUCCUCAUCGUGCUAUCAUCCUCGGCCAUCUGCAUGGGCAUCUUUGCCUGGCUCAUGUCGGUACAGUCCGAGAUGCGUCUGGGUACACCAUGGCUAUUCCCGUUCAUGGUCGUCUCCGGCGCCCUCGGCAUCUUCUUCAUCGUGCUCAUUCUCAUCCUCGCCGCCCAGCGCUUCCUGCUCCCCGGCAUUAUCCUCCUGGGCAGCUUCAUCCUCUUCGUCCUCUGGUUGACCGGCUUGAUCGAGACCUCGUUGCAGUUGUACGGCGUGGUCGCGAACGUCAAUGAUAAUUGCCAGAUCUAUAUCGUGGAUAAUCGCGCCGGGGGGAAUAAUAUGCAGACCUUGGCGUGGUUGACGCAGAAGACGAUUUGUGAUUGCUGGAAGACGGCAUUUGCGUUCGAGCUGGUCAAUACCAUCUUCUUUUUGUGGAUGAUGAUCAUGUCGUGGCAGGUUAAUCGGGAUGUAUAUGAUUGA
Aspergillus nomiae NRRL 13137 is the source of this 531-nucleotide messenger RNA. RefSeq lists its product as uncharacterized. The transcript is spliced from 3 exons. The record is from RefSeq and is a predicted model, not a curated record. Lineage: Eukaryota; Fungi; Ascomycota; Eurotiomycetes; Eurotiales; Aspergillaceae. Bases 1 to 531 code for a protein of 176 amino acids.